AUGAUCGUGCAAUAUUUCAUUAUUUUUGCUGUAGCGCUAGCCUCAGAAUCGGACUGGCCGAAAUUUUCCAAAGAUUUCGUAAGUAGAGAAAUGCGAGUGAAGAAAGGUGACCGUAUAAGGAUCAAAGUGGGUAAAAAUGCUAACGUCAAAUACAUGCCAGGACCACCUCAUGGCGUUGUUGAUCCGAUUGUGAUCGAAAACGGAAAGCUACUGCUACCAACAGUUUGUUUUUUUUUUUUUUUUGUUAUUUUUAUACGGAAUAUUUUACGUUUCUUUGUGUAUGGAAAUGCAUCUGUCUAA
Molecule: messenger RNA, 300 nt
Organism: Gongylonema pulchrum
Lineage: Eukaryota; Metazoa; Nematoda; Chromadorea; Rhabditida; Gongylonematidae
Source: the annotation of a GenBank genome assembly